This is a messenger RNA of Closterium sp. Yama58-4, 387 nucleotides long. The record is from the annotation of a GenBank genome assembly. Lineage: Eukaryota; Viridiplantae; Streptophyta; Zygnematophyceae; Desmidiales; Closteriaceae.
AUGCUCUUGCUAAUUUUGCAGUGGAGGGGACACCUCCUUCCAAGCAGUCUCUUCAUCCCUCUAUCCUCUCCUCUCAACCCCACGUCUCUCAUCAUCCCCCCUUCUCUCACCCACACAUCUCUCAUCCCUCCUCUCAUCCCUCCUUCUCUCAUCCCUCCUCUCAUCCCUCCUUCUCUCAUCCCCCCUUCUCUCAUCCCCCCUUCUCUCGACCCCUCCAGUACUGGGAGGGAGCAGCUACGCAAGGUGGUGCAUCCGCUGGUUGCUCCUAUGCGUCAUAUUUCCUCUGUUGACGUCCCUCUAUCCCUCUCUUAUCCCCUCUUACCCUACCCUCCCCCUCCUCCAGUACUGGGAGUUGCUGUGCAAUGUGGUGCAGGGGGUGUAUCUUAG